Spodoptera frugiperda (fall armyworm) is the source of this 1573-nucleotide messenger RNA. Its product is annotated as L-xylulose reductase. The coding region runs from base 153 to 887 and encodes 244 amino acids. The record is from RefSeq and is a predicted model, not a curated record. Gene Ontology annotation, molecular function: carbonyl reductase (NADPH) activity; L-xylulose reductase (NADPH) activity. NCBI's taxonomy places the organism in Eukaryota, Metazoa, Arthropoda, Insecta, Lepidoptera, Noctuidae. Gene Ontology annotation, biological process: glucose metabolic process; xylulose metabolic process. The transcript has 5 exons.
CAUUUUACUUCAACAAUUUAGUUAGCAAGAGAGAGCCGCUGUGCGGACUGCAGACUUGUCGAGUAUGCGUAAUAUUUUAAAUUGAGCUGUUAUUAUUGGCAUACGUUACUGUAUAUUUAACUGCUGCUUCAGGAAAAUAAUCUGUUUCUAAAAUGGAAAUCUCAUUUAAAGGGAAGAGAAUACUCGUUACCGGCGCUGGCCAAGGGAUCGGCCGGGGCAUCGCCGUGGAACUAUGGCGUGCUGGAGCGAAUAUAGUCGCAUUAUCUCGAACAAGAUCUCAUUUAGAGUCGCUUCAGAUGGAAUAUCCUUCAAUUGAUAUAGUGGACGUGGAUAUAGAGGACUGGGACAAAACGCGUGAAGUGGUCGAGUCUCUUGGUCACUUUGAUGCAUUAGUGAACAACGCCGCCGUAGCUGUUUGCGAGCCUUUUCUCGAUUGUUCACCUUCAGACUUUGAUAAAAUGUUUAACAUUAAUGUAAAAGCAGUUCUUAAUAUUAGUCAAGUGGUAGCAAGGAAGAUGGUAGAAAAUAAAACUCAUGGUGCCAUAGUCAACAUAUCAUCACAGGCUUCAAAGGCUGCAUUAAAAGACCAUGCUAUUUACUGUGCAUCUAAAGCUGCUUUGGAUGCUCUAACUCGUUCCAUGGCUCUUGAGCUGGGACCUUAUGGUAUUAGAGUGAAUACUGUCAACCCUACUGUCAUAAUGACAGAAAUGGCCAAAGUUGGAUGGUCGGAUCCAGACAAAGCUAAAGAAAUGCUGGCUAAAAUACCAUUGGGAAGGUUCGGAGAAGUUUCCGAGGUAGUGAAUGCUGUAGUUUUUCUCUUGAGUGAAAGAUCUAGUAUGAUCAAUGGAGUACAGCUACCUAUCGAUGGAGGUUUCCUUGCCACAUAAUAUUACAAAUUGCUGAAUAUAUAAAUCAACCAAAUAGCAAUAGUUAUAUGUUUGUGGCUUUCAAUAUGAAAUAUUUUUAACAAUUGCAUAUUUUAGUCUUAAGUGUAUUAAAUUUUGAUCUAUGUUAAUUAGUAAAUCAACCAAAGAUGGUACUUUAAAUACGAAUGGCCAUGAUUAUAGUUAUCAUGUAUGUUUUAUGUUGUGAUAAUAUUAAUAUCAAUUCUGAGAAUUUAACUUUUCUGUAAUAAUUCUAAUGACCAUAUUAUUUUUAGAUCUUAUACCUUGCAUAUGGGACAUAUUAUCUACUUAUUAGUUAUAUCUCAGUGGAUCUGUUUGAUAAUACUUUGUAUCACUUUAUUUAUUGUGAUUAUAAUAUUUUCUCAGUGUCUAAAUUAAUACUAACAUUAUUAUUAAUUAUAAAAUGAAUACAACACCAAAUUAAUUAUUUUCGACUAUAAUAGAAUGUACAAAGAAGUAUAUUAACAAAAGUAAUUACUUAGCAAUUAAUAAAAUUGGAUGACUUGAAAAUAGCUAGGUAUUAUUAUUUGCAUCAGAAACUUAUAUUUCGACAAGACAUUAUACCUACUAAUGAUUUAGCGCUUGCAUAAUGCAUUUAUAUACCUGAUUCAUAAAUAAUUUUACUAAUGUAAAAGUUAUAAUGUUGAAUAAAUGCAAUUUGUUAAAAA